Anolis sagrei ordinatus is the source of this 6984-nucleotide messenger RNA. RefSeq names its product kinesin family member 13B (gene KIF13B). NCBI's taxonomy places the organism in Eukaryota, Metazoa, Chordata, Lepidosauria, Squamata, Anolidae. Gene Ontology annotation, molecular function: ATP binding; microtubule binding; microtubule motor activity. The record is from RefSeq and is a predicted model, not a curated record. Gene Ontology annotation, biological process: microtubule-based movement.
GUGGCCUCUCCUAGCCACGCCCCCUCCUGCUAGGCUCUGCUGCUUUGCUGGCUUCCCACAAAGUCGGAAGCAGAGGAGAAAGAAGGAAGGGAAGAAGGAAGGAAGGAAGGAAGGAAGACAUGGGGGGAGACUCCAAAGUCAAGGUGGCCGUCAGGGUCCGGCCCAUGAACAGGAGGGAAAUAGACCUGCAUACAAAAUGCGUGGUGGACGUGGAUGCAAACAAAGUGAUUCUCAACCCGGUGAACUCCAACCUUUCGAAAGGGGAUGCCAGGAGCCAGCCAAAGGUCUUUGCCUACGAUCACUGCUUCUGGUCAAUGGAUGAAGCCGUCAAAGAAAAAUACGCAGGCCAAGAUAUUGUUUUCAAGUGCCUUGGAGAAAACAUUCUCCAGAAUGCUUUUGAAGGCUACAAUGCCUGUAUCUUUGCCUACGGACAGACCGGGUCCGGAAAAUCCUACACCAUGAUGGGCACCGCCGACCAACCAGGGCUAAUCCCCCGACUUUGCAGCACCCUCUUCGAAAGAGCUCAGAAGGAGGAGAGCGAGGAGCAGAGCUUCAAAGUGGAGGUGUCCUACAUGGAGAUUUACAACGAGAAGGUCAGAGACCUUCUGGACCCAAAGGGGAGCCGACAGUCCUUAAAAGUCAGAGAGCACAGCGUCUAUGGGCCUUACGUGGAUGGGCUUUCCAAACUGGCUGUGGCCAGCUACAAGGACAUAGAGUCUUUGAUGUCUGAAGGUAAUAAAUCUCGGACAGUCGCUGCAACCAACAUGAACGAAGAAAGCAGUCGAUCCCAUGCGGUCUUCAAGAUCAUCCUCACACACACCUUGUAUGACGUCAAAUCAGGGACAUCGGGUGAGAAAGUGGGCAAGCUCAGCCUCGUGGACUUAGCCGGCAGCGAAAGGGCAACCAAGACCGGUGCCGCGGGGGACAGGCUGAAGGAGGGGAGCAACAUCAACAAGUCCCUCACAACUCUGGGAUUGGUCAUUUCUGCUCUUGCGGAUCAGGCUGCUGGCAAAAACAAGAACAAAUUUGUCCCAUACCGCGACUCCGUGCUCACGUGGCUACUCAAAGACAGCCUUGGUGGCAACAGCAAGACUGCCAUGGUCGCUACGGUCAGCCCGGCUGCCGACAAUUAUGACGAGACCCUUUCCACCCUUCGGUAUGCUGACCGGGCCAAGAACAUCGUGAACCACGCCGUGGUCAACGAAGACCCCAAUGCCCGGAUCAUCCGGGAGCUGCGGGAGGAAGUGGAGAAACUCAGGGAGCAGCUCACCAAAGCCGAGGCAAUGAAAUCUCCAGAACUGAAAGACCGCUUGGAAGAGUCUGAAAAACUUAUCCAGGAGAUGACGGUGACUUGGGAAGAGAAGCUACGGAAGACAGAAGAGAUUGCACAGGAGCGGCAGAAGCAGCUUGAAAGUCUUGGCAUUUCUCUCCAGUCUUCCGGGAUCAAAGUGGGAGACAACAAGUGCUUCCUGGUCAACCUGAACGCCGACCCUGCCCUCAAUGAACUUCUGGUCUAUUAUUUAAAGAAUCACACUUUGAUCGGGUGCGAUAACUCCCAAGACAUCCAGCUUUGUGGACUGGGGAUCCUUCCCGAACACUGCAUAAUAGAUAUCACCUUGGAUGGCCAAGUCAUGUUGACACCUCAGAAGAAUGCAAGGACAUUCGUAAACGGUACAGCGGUUGCAAGCCCUACACAGCUCCAUCAUGGGGACAGAAUACUCUGGGGGAACAACCACUUUUUCAGGCUGAAUUUGCCAAAAAAGAAGAAGAAGGUAGAAACGGAGGACGAAGACAAAGACAGCUCAAUGAAAGGAAGCAACAGCUCCGAGCAGCUGGAUCUCGAUGGCGACAGCUCCAGUGAAGUAUCCAGCGAGAUCAGCUUCAGCUAUGAAUAUGCCCAGAUGGAGGUGACCAUGAAAGCGCUGGGUGGAAAUGAUCCUAUGCAGUCCAUUUUGCAAAGUCUGGAACAGCAGCACGAAGAGGAGAAGCGGUCCGCCUUGGAGCGGCAAAGGCUGAUGUACGAACACGAGUUGGAGCAGCUCCGAAGGCGCCUCUCUCCAGAAAAGCAGUACUACCGGGCCACGGAUAGGUUCUCUUUCCACUCUCCCAGCGCUCAGCAGCGGCUGCGACAAUGGUCCGAAGAGAGAGAAGAAAUGCUGAGCUACAGCUUGAGGAAGCUGAGAGAGCAGAUCAUGAAGGCCAACCUGUACACACGGGAAGCCAGUUUCAUAGCUGAAGAGAUGGACAAGCGGACAGAAUACAAGGUCACCCUGCAGAUCCCGGCCUCGAGCCUUAACGCAAACCGAAAGCGAGGUGCCCUUCUCAGUGAGCCAGCCAUUCAGGUGAGACGGAAAGGCAAAGGCAAACAGAUCUGGUCCCUGGAGAAACUAGAAAACCGGCUAGUCGACAUGAGGGACCUCUACCAGGAAUGGAAGGACUGCGAGGAGGACAACUUGGUCAUGAGGGCUUACUUCAGGCGAGCGGAUCCAUUCUACGACGAGCAGGAGAACCACAGCCUCAUUGGCGUCGCCAACGUCUUCCUUGAGUCCCUCUUUUUUGACGUCAAACUUCAAUAUGCGGUGCCCAUCAUCAAUCAGAAAGGAGAGGUGGCAGGCCGUUUGCAUGUGGAAGUGGUGCGUGUGAGCGGAGAGAUCGGAGAGCGCAUCGCCGGAGGUGACGACAGCAUGGAGAACUUCUCCGAGAAUGACCUCCAGGAGAACAAGUUAGUGUGCAUGAUUAAAAUCCUCCAGGCCACCGGUUUGCCUCAGCACCUCUCCAACUUCGUCUUCUGCAAGUAUUCGUUCUGGGAUCAACUGGAACCCGUGACGGUGGCCCCCGAGAUGGAUCCCUCUCUCUCGCCCGUCAGCAAGGAGCCGCGGUGCAUGGUCGUCUUCGACCAUUGCAAUGAAUUGUCUGUCCACAUUACUGAUGAUUUUAUGGAGUAUCUUUCCGAUGGCGCUUUGGCCAUUGAGGUGUAUGGGCACAAGCAGUCCGACCCUUGCAAAAACCCAGCUCUGUGGGACCUGGGAAUAAUCCAGGCCAAGACACGAAGCCUCCGAGACAGGUGGAGUGAAGUCACGCGCAAAGUGGAGUUGUGGGUUCAGAUUCUGGAGCUGAAUGAGAACGGGGAAUAUUGCCCAGUGGAGGUGAUUCCAGCCAAGGAUGUGCACACAGGAGGCAUCUUUCAACUCAGGCAGGGACAAUCGCGUAGGAUUCAAGUGGAAGUGAAGUCAGUGCAAGAAUCAGGAACGUUGCCUCUCAUGGAAGAAUCCAUUCUGUCCAUUGGAGUGGGUUGCGUCCAGAUCAGGAACAUCAAGUCGCCCAAAAGCCACGAGAAUCAUCAGGAAGAAGAUGAUGACAUGGAUAGCUACCAGGACAGAGACCUGGAGAGGCUGCGUCGGAAAUGGCUGAAUGUGCUCACGAAACGCCAGGAGUAUCUUGAUCAGCAGUUACAGAAACUUGUAGGAAAGCCAGACAAAACAGAAGACGAUGCAGACCGAGAAGCCCAGCUGUUAGAGAUGAGGUUGACCCUUACAGAAGAGAGGAAUGCCGUCAUGGUGCCUUCCGCUGGCAGUGGCAUCCCUGGAGCCCCUGCGGAGUGGACACCUGUGCCUGGAAUGGAGACGCACAUCCCGGUCCUCUUCCUUGAUUUAAAUGCGGACGACUUCAGCUCUCAGGACAAUCUGGACGAGCCGGAAGCGGGUGGAUGGGAUGCAACCUUGGCGGCCGAAGAGGAGGAUGAGUUCUUUGAGCUGCAGAUUGUCCGGCACCACGAGAGCGAGGCGAAGGCUGAAGCUUCGUGGGAUUCCACAGUCCACAACUGCGCACAGCUCAGCCGAGGGGCAACCGGAGAACAGAGAGUCUACCUGAUUGUGCGGGUGACGGUGCAGCUGAGCCACCCGGCCGAGAUGCAGCUGGUGCUUCGCAAGCGCAUCUGUGUCAACGUCUAUGGCAAGCAGGGAUUUGCUCAGAGUUUAUUGAGAAGGAUGUCUUACCGGAGUUCGGUGCCUGGCUGCGGAGUGACGUUUGAAGUCGUUUCGAACAUCCCGGAGGAUGCUCAAGGAGUAGAGGAACGAGAAGCACUAGCAAGAAUGGCAGCCAACGUUGACAAUGCCGCUUCAGCCGAUUCAGAAGCCCAUAUUGAGAAAUACCUCCGAAGCGUCCUGGCCGUGGAGAACAUCCUCACUCUGGACCGGCUACGUCAGGAAGUUGCCGUGAAAGAACAGCUGGCAGGCAAAGGAAAACUGUAUCGAAAGAGCCUCAGUUCUCCAAAUGUCAAUCGACUCUCAGGAAGCCGCCAGGAUCUCAAUCCGCCCUACAGCCUCGCGACGUACAAAAACCGUUGGGAAAGCCAUCAAGACGUAUCGCAAGCCUCGGCACAAUCCAACAAGUCCAGACCGAGUCUCCUGGCGUCUCCGCAGCAGAACGGCUCUGCCAAUCCAGGACUCGGUGGCCUCGCUGCUACUUACUUGAAUCCUGUGAAGUCUUUUGUGCCUCAGAUGCCAAAGCUGCUUAAAUCCCUGUUUCCGGUUAGAGAUGAGAAAAAGGGAAGGCAAACCUCUCCGCUCAUUCCGCAGCCUGUCCCUCGUAUUAUGGUCCAGUCGGCCAGUGUUGAUGCCAGCUCUGCAAAACUGAAGCAGCUAACUCAAGGGGAAGGCAACAAAGAGCCCUUUGAGGUGGCCGCCCAGUCGACAGGCUUAGAGAAGACCCUCGAAAGGUCACCCAAAGUGCCUCCUCAGCCGUCCACGCCAGACAUUCAAGCUCAAGACUCUCAAGAAGGGCCACCAAGUCCUUUGAGUGAAGCCUCCAGCGGCUACUUCUCUCACAGCGUUUCAACGGCGACUCUUUCGGAAGCGCUUACGUCAGGGAUCGAGGUCCCGCUUCCAGCUGGGAGCCAGACAUCCACCGCCAUUGAUGUGGCCCAGCCUUCAGUGACCACCCAAGCAACCUCUGUUGUUGAGACUCCCAUAAAAUCAUACCCUGUUUCAGAUUCCGAGUCAAACUCUUCUCUUGCGAGAGGUGAUCUGGUUACCUCUGGCCUUAAACUUGACCAUACAAGAACUAAGGACUGGGACAAAGUGGAUAGUAGUGGCAACUUGAGGUCAAGAUCCCUUGUCCCUCCCGCAGCUCCAAGUGAAGCUACUGAGACGGAUACACACUGCUCUUCUUCCUCCCCUUCAAAGAAAGACAUGCACACAUCUCAACAACCCGGAAGUCCUCCCGUUGCCUCCCGAUAUGCAAAACCAGCACCUGCCUCUGAAACAAGGUCCUCCUCCAGGUCCCAGGUCCUUCCUGACCUUUCACCACAGUCCAACGUCAUCGCCUCCCCAUUCAAAAUCCAAAGAGUAAAGACGUCUGAACUCAAGUCCUUCUCCAGCAUGUUGGGAGGAGAACCGGGAGGGUUCUUGAGUUUGGAAGAGGAAAAUAUCCAGGAAGGCCAGGACAACGACAUGGAAGCCAGUCUCGAGGAAAAAGCAGACGUGGCGUCUGACUCGGAAGAAGGCAACGAGAUCCCUGACUGGUUGAAGGAGGGCGAGUAUGUGACUGUCGGUACGAAUAAAAGCGGGACCGUGAGAUACGUUGGUCCAACGGACUUCCAAGAAGGAACCUGGGUGGGAGUCGAAUUGGAUUUGCCAUCAGGUAAGAAUGACGGUUCAAUCGGAGGAAGGCACUACUUCAAGUGUAAUCCGGGCUACGGGCUCCUGGUGAAGCCGAGUCGGGUCAAAAGAGCCACGGGGCCCCUCAGGCGCAGGAGUGCCGGGACGAAGCUCCAAGGAGGAGCCGUGCAAGAGCACCGGCGGAGUGGGACCUUCUCCGGCUCGGCCUCCAACCUGGCCUCCCUGACCGCUUUGGCCAAAACAGAAGUGGGGUCCACCCCGCGGCCAGAGAGGAACCCGAAGAACGCAGAGAACAGGAAAUCAUGGGCGAACUGAGAGGACGAGGUAGUAGGUCGCCCUCAAGACUACUUCACUGCGUGGAUGCUUCUUUGGAGUGGCCUUAUUUUGCACAACCGAGCCACCCUGGUGUGUGUUUCAGGGCGGGGGACGGACGCAUUUGCAGAACAGAAACCCCCCCUCAGGCAGGUGGCAAGGUGUCUACGUUUCCGUGUUUCUACUCGGGUCACUUGUUAAGACUUUCCUUGCCAUGAAGGAGUUGCCGGUCGAGACUCCUGAUGCAAACGGUGACCCUUUGCUGUGUGUCCUUGUCUGUGUGUCUUCAGCCCCUUCCCCCCUCCCACGACCACAAGGUUGUGAUUGUGCAAUUCACACCACUCACAGCAUCUGUCCUGCUCCUUCAUGGGCUCCCGUUGACCAUUUUCUUUCUCAAGAAAGGAUGCCAAACAUAACUUGCCGUCAAAGUGCUGUACUUUUUUAGGAAUCUCAAAACCACUGACCCUUCUUCGAGCCGCAGAGAAGCGAAAGAAGACAAUCACAUGACCGGGCAGGUCACAACUUUCUCCGAAAGGCGCCUGGCUUGAAUGUGGUUCUCUGGUCUUAUAACUCCUCUGGUUGGUAUCGCGGGAAGGUAUUUAUACCUGAUGGUGCGGGGAUGAGGUUUAGACACCUAAUAUUGCCUUCUUUCAACAAAAUCCUUAAUAUUACGAGCAUCCUUAAUCGAAAUUGAGAGUGGUGGAUUAACAAGUAAUCUGUGUUUUCUGUUUGAAAGAAAGGGAAAAAAGCAUGAGCAGAAAGAGAGAAAGGGAAGAGGGCUUUCCUCUCCCCUUGAACCAGUAGUAGCAUUUCAACAAUGCUACUCCAUAUGUCAAGUUUGCUUCCGAAUUAUAGUGGACCAAGUUGGGUGCCAAGAAGGGUCUUUCCAGGGUUGUUGUAGGUUUUUCGGGUUGUAUGGCCAUGUUCUAGGACAGUAAUUCUCAACCCCUUCCUAAUGUUUGUUGUUGUUGUUCAUUCGUUCAGUCGUCUCCGACUCUUCGUGACCUCAUGGACCAGCCCACACCAGAGCUCCCUGUUGGCCGUCACCACCCCA